AUGGCCAAACUAGAGGCCCUCUCUGUCCUUAGUGACCCCAGCUACCGCGGCCAAGAAGCCUUCCGCCCCUUCGAGCCCAGGCUCUCCGAAUCCGCCUCCCAAAGCAGCAUGGGAAGCGUGGGCAGCGGCGUCGCCGGCGAGCAGGAAUUUGCCAUGAAGAGCGUAGGGACCAGGACUCAGAACGGCGGGCGGCAGGUGGACGGGUCCCGGAACAGCUACAUUCCACGGGAGAUCACCAACCGCUACUCUGGGGAGGAGAAGACCUACAAGUCGGAGAAGAUCUACAUCAACGGGGACCUGCGCAAGAGCGAGAAAGUGAAGGCGGAUCUCUGCGGGAACGUGGCAGCCAACAAUGAGAAGAACAUCCCACCACCUCCCCAGUACAGAGAGCCCAAUAACCCACCAAAGAUAUUGCCAAUCUCUGGGAAACUAGACCAGAGCAACGAGCCCUUAGUUAGACCUUCAGCCUUUAAACCUGUCGUUCCUAAGAACUUCCAUUCCAUGCAGAAUCUGUGUCCACCGCAGAGCAAUGGAAUAUCUGAGAACCGAAAGACCUUGAACCACACCAACAGCAAUAGCCCUUCCACUGUCAAAAGCGGCCUGGAGAAGCCCAGCCUUAACAGGACUACCAACCCAGCGGGCGGACUCUCCGAUUCGGGCCGCAACUCUUUGACGAGCCUGCCCACGUACGGCACGGGCUAUAGUCAGCACGUCGGCCCAAUGAGCGCAUCAACCAGCCACAUCAACCGCAUUGGGACGAGCUAUGGGGACAAGAACAUUGUGGGAUACAAUGGGAUAUCUACCUCAGACAGCGGGCGGUCUUCCAGCAAGAGCACCUCUUCCUUCAGUCGGCUCAACCAUCUCAAUGAAACGAUGCCUUUCCACUCUCCUUCCACGGACGACAUCAUCCAGGACUUGGAGGACCGGCUGUGGGAGAAGGAGCAAGAGGUCCUCCAGAUGAGGAGGAACCUGGACAAGAGCGAGGCGGCCAUUUACCAGGUCUUUGAGGAGAAGCAGAAGAUCUGGGAGCGGGAGAUGGACGACCUUCGCCAGAACUAUGCCAACAAACUGCAACAGGUCUCCAAGAAGGCCCAGAGGGCCCAGCAGGCUUUGCAGCUCCAGAUCUUCAAGCUCCAGCAAGAGAAGAAGAAGUUACAAGACGACGUGGCUCAGCUCCUGCAGCAGCGGGAAGAGCUGGAGAAGAAAUUUGUAGCGUUCAAGAAAGAACAAGCUGAGUUUCUUCCCAAGAUUGAAGAGACCAAGUGGGAGGUGUGCCAAAAGGCAGGUGAGAUUUCCCUGCUGAAGCAGCAGCUGAAGGAUUCCCAAUCCGAUGUCUCCCAGAAGCUAAACGAGAUCGUAGGCCUGCGGACGCAGCUCAAGGAAGGCAAGAGCUUCCUCCGGGAGAAGGAAGAGCAGAUGCUGACUCUGAAGGACUCCUACAGCAACAAGAGCGUCAGCCUGGACAUCUGUGAGAACGAGCUGCAGCAGAAGAUGACCGAGGUGCAGAUGCUGAGGGAGAAGCUCAGCCAGUGCGAGGCGGAGGUGUCCAGCCUGAAGCAGGCCUUGGCCAGCCUGGGCAGCCCCCACGGCCACACUGACCCCUCUGAGCUGGCGGAGAAGCUGGCUCGAGGGGACCCCUUGGCCUGUGAGAGUGACGAGGCCAAGAUGAAGCGGCAGAGCGAGGAGAACCUCGGCGCCCUCAAGAAGGAGGUGGAGCGGCUCCAGGCGGAGCUGAAGGCGGAGCGCCAGCAGCGGGAGCAGCAGGUGGCGGACUUCGAAGGGGAGCGCCGCACUUGGCAGGAGGAGAAGGAGAAGGUCAUCAAGUACCAGAAGCAGCUGCAGCUGAACUAUGUGGAGAUGUACCAGAAGAACCAAAUCUUGGAGCACAAGGUGAACGAAAUGACCAGCAAAGUCGCCAGCUCGCCGCACACUGACGAGAAGAAAACAUGGACUCCAUCCAGGUUGGAGAGGAUAGAGUCCACUGAGAUUUAAGGAAAGGACCAAGGUGUUUAAAGUACGUUUGUUUUGGGUUUUCUUCCCCUUUGCCCUAAUUACUGUGCAUGUACUUCAGCCGGUGAUCUUCCUAAAGAGAAUAUGCUAUGUAACCAGCAGCAGCAUAGGUUCGUUUGCACUGGGUCUCCUCCAAUCUGCUAUGGUGCUCUACAGGUUCCUAAAAAAAGAAAAACUACAAAGGUGUGCUUUCAUGUUGGAUGGAUGAUCUGACGUGAGGAGUGUAUGUGGUUUGUGUGGGGUGUUUUACUAUUAUUUUGCUAACUCCAUUGAAAAAUGUAUUGGCAAUUUAUCUAAAGGAGAGAUGGGCAAAGAGCUGGCUGAGGGUUUCAUGCAGGACCGUCUUUGUGGCUCCUAGGUUCCUGAAAAAUAUUUUUCAAAGGGUAUUAUUUUGUCCUCAAUUGCCUUCCAGGGCAUAUGUAGAGAGGGAUUUUGCCAUGUUUACUCCUCUGGGUCAUUUUAAAGUCCAGAAGAGAUUUUUAAAAAACUAGCUACUGAAUAGGAAUUUAUUUUGGGACACUUCCUACUAUUAAUAUGGCCUAAGACAUGGUGAAACUGACAGGAGUAACCCUCCAAGGUCACAUAUUGGGGGUGGGGGCAAUGUGGCCCCUUAAAUGGUAGUCUCUCUUGCACUAUAGUAUGAUUAUCAUCAUCCUCUGCCCCCUUUUUAUGUUCUGCUGAUGGAGGCAGUCCUAGAUGCAUUUGCCAGGGCAUUUUAGCUGCACUGGCCAGGGAAGUUGAAACCAAUGCACUUGUGGCACAUGUAGGUUUGCCAUUCUUCUUCCCAUUAACAUAUCAGGAUGGGGGGGGGGGGGGCUAAGGGCAAAAUGCAACCCUAUGAUCUCCAAUACAUGCAUCCACAUAGCUGUUUUUGUAGCUCUUUUUUUCUAAAAUAUUUUUCCUUGUUCCCCCACUCUCCCAAAACAUUCUAAAAUAGAAAUAUAUUUGGGUUGCUGUGAGCCCCUUUGUGCUGCAUGGCCAUGCCGCAACAGCACUCUCUCCUCAAGCCAUCUUCUUCGUCUUCUCCUCCUGUUCUUCCUGCUCUCUAGCCUGUUUCACCUUGAAAAAGCACCCUUCGUGCUUCUGCUACAGUUCUUCUUGUUGCUGUCUCUUUUCUUCCUUCAGUUUCUAUUUGCAAAAUUUUGUGGCCUCUUCUUUUUUUAAAAAAAGAUGUUCCAGGAGUUGCCACUCCUUUAGGAGUGGAUGAUUAUUCAACUCCUUUGGCUUGCAGAGCUUGGCAUUCCCAACAUACUUGGUUUCUCCUGCAUUCUGUUUUUAAAUGCCUUGAAUGGGAGAACCUGGGCAGUGGUCUUUACAAGAGCGUUUGGCUUGAUCAAUGAUUUAACGGCUUUGGCUCACAGAGCUUUCUUUGUCAGACAUUGCAUAUCUAACUGUCUUCAAUGGACGUAGGACCUUGUUGACAGGGUAAGGAGGCAGAACCUUUCUGUUUGGUGGACAGAAGUUAUCUUGUUUGUGCUCUAUAUCACCAAGCACUGUUGUACAGCUUCCUUGUCCCCCAAUGUCUUCAUUCUUUUCAGGGCUGCCCACCUUUUGUUGUUCUCCUUCCUGCUGAUCUUGAGCCUGGAGACUUGCAAUCAUGUUGGUCUUGACCCAGACAGACUCCCUGAACCACCUUUUAGCUGAUCUCCAAAAAUGGUGUACCCAGGAGAGGGAAUCCAGCUUUUAAAUAAGAUGUAGAAAACCCCUAACACCUCUUUUGCAAAACCUCAAAUUGACUUUUGGACACUCCUGCCCAAUGUGCAAAAUCUAUGUUCAGGUCUGGAGAAGCAGAAUUGCAUAUGUCAUGCUACUGCCAACAUUUCACAUUGGAGAACGUGCAAGAUGAAAACUGGGACAUGUGUGGUCAGGGAACACCAGAGAGUGGACAAGAUGGCCAAAGUUAUUCAUGAGGUAUAACAAGCUGGGAGAGGCUGUAGCAGUUUGGUUUUGCUGUAAGCUACUGGUAAUGGUAAGAUUCCUCACCUUCCUUCUUUCCCUCCCCUGCUAAGUUAACGGAGUACAAACUAUUUUUGCAGUUUGUAGUAAUUUAAGCAAAUUGAGGACAAAGGGGAGAACUGAGAGGAGGAGAUGGAAACUGAGCAUUUAAAUGCAGCUGGAAAGAUGGGGUGACUCAGGACUGUCUCUGCCAUAUCAGGACAGUUGGGGUGUAUACAUUGUGCAUUGCACAUGGAUGCAUGUCCUCCUUUGUUUGCACAUUGGGUUUUCCAUUUGCUUUCUUGGUUCAGUCACACAGCCUUGCUGCUCAAGAUGCAGAACAAUUAAUGUAUAUUUCUUUAUGCAGAGAUUUAAGCAAUACAACCCAAGUUAGGCUCUCACAUCCACUUCGGCUAUUGUUUUCUUCAUUUAUUUUUUACAGUGUAUAUGUUGUGCAUAUGCACAGCAUCUCCAAGAAUAGAAGUUAUACAGGAUGAGUUUCCAUAAUUCCAAAAUUUGACGUACUCCAAAACUAUCCAAAUGGGUGGCUGAAAUAGUGAUGUUUCAAUUUAUAUAAGGACAUGAGAGAAGCCUCCCACAUGGAUGUUAAAACAUCUGGGCAUCCCCUGGGCAACGUCUUUGCAGACUGCCAAUUCUCUCACACCAGAAGCGACUUGCAGUUUCUCAAGUCGCUCCUGACACGAAAAAAAUGUAUAUAAAGGUUGCUUCAGGCACAAAUUACUCAAAAUAUAGUAUACUUUCACACUAGGUAGAUGUCUAUGAAACAUCAAUGAAUUUCAUGUUUUGACUUGGGCCUUUUCUCCGAUACCUCAUUAAGUACAUAAUUACAAAUAUUGGUAUUCCAAAAUUCAAAUGAAUCCAAAAUAUUAUUGGCCUCACAUUUCGGAUAAGGGAGAUUCAACCUGUAUUGUUGCACCGUCUGUUCGCAAAAACCUGUGUCAAAGUUUUUUUCUUGUUUUUUUUCCUUGGGUUGGUUUAACAGACUGGAAUCAGAGAUGAAAUAUCUGUAGAAAUGGGUACAGUAUGUUGUUUUUGCUGCUUCCUGGCAGUGCUUCUGUUUGCAUACAAAUGCAGUUCAUGGUUGGGUACAGCCUUGACUGAGUUGGGAGCCAACUAUGUAGACAGGAGAAAAAUGCUCAGCUGGAUAUGUUGCAAUCACACAGUGAAAGGCAUAUAAAGAGUUUUUUUCUCUGCUGGGAUUCAGGUAUACGAGCUCAGUCUGGGUCAGAGCCAUUGGGAUUUUGCAGGGCAAUAGAAAAAGGGCUUUAUCACACAAGGCAGGCAAAUUGGCAUUGCAGCUGGACCAUCACAGUCCCUAUGAAACAAUACUGUGUGCAUCCUAUUACAGGUUGGGCUCCUCCCAAUAAUUAUUCUCUCCUCUGCUGUUAACAAGUUAAAUACAUCAAUAGCUCACAAUCACCUACAUUGGUUCUUUCAGUUACCUUGCUAUUCUGUACCAAAAUGCUGGCAGUAAAAUGACAUCGGGGUGGGUUUCUCCUCCUCUUCCUCCCCCCUCUCCUCAUUAUUCCCAAACUUGCCAUUUUUAAAUUUUCAUAUUUUAUCAUAGACUUGCCUUUUUAUUUUUAAAAGCUGGAAUUACACAAUUGCACUAAAAAUGAGGAGUGGUUGGAAGACAAGGAUAUAUAGAAGGAUGAUCGCAGGACCAUGAAUGGGAAAACUGAUGCAAUUUCGCAAUUGAAGGGAGGUGCAAUAUCGAAGGUGCUCAACUCGGUGUGUAUCUGCUAUGAAUGAUAGAAAGUCUGGAGUGGAAUAGCAGAUUUGUGUGAUAAAGUCCAGCGGCCUUAGCGGUCCCAGCUAUACCUGCAAAAGGAGUGUGAUUGAAAGAACAGCCUCUCCUGAGAACUUCUAGGCAAACUUACCUAAGAGGAUAUUGGAAAAAGUGGUCUCCCACAUAUUUGCAAACAUCUUCAUUUGGUGCUCUGGAAGGUUAGGUAGCCUUCAGACCAGAAUUUCAGGUGUUGGUGAGAACUAGUUUUGGAGGGAAAGGAAAUAUUCCUUGCAGAAGGGAGGAAACUACAUCUUCCUUUGUCUUCUGAUGGGGAUCCUUUCGUCUGUAUUACUACAUCCUGACUUCUGUUCUUAAGGUUGUAAUGUGUUGCUAGGAUGGAUUGCCCUGGCUGUAUGGUUGCCACUUUUCACACACUCAUAAUGGAACUUCUUAUCGUAGUUUAGAAAGGGAACGUUUGCUAAUACAAUCCGAUUAUUUUUUUAAAGCGGGUUAUUCGCUGCAAUGAGGCAGAAUUCAGAUAAUUUGUUCUGCACUGGAAGUACGCAAAGCAUCUGGGUUGCAAUGUCACUCUGGGGAAGAUCUUGGCAUAUGGAGGAGGCUUGAAACACUAAUGCUGACUGCUUUUAAAAUAAAUUUUCCAAUAUCUGGUCCAUAUAAUCUGCCCUCUUGCUUUUCCAAGCAGCCAGGUAAGUACCGCCAGGAAGUCUGCAACUAAUGUUUAAAAGCAACAGUACUGUUCAUCUCUUACUUCAGUCUUGGAGAAGUUACUUUGUGGAAUAUAGUUCCCAGAAUUUCCAAGACAGCAUGAGCACAAGCCAUGAUAGCUGGGGGAUUCUGGCAACUGUGAUGUAAACAAAAUAUCUUUCUUCUGCCUGUUUUGCUGCUCCCUGCAGCUGAUAUUAAGUGGUACCUCACUUCUUAAUAUAGGAGUUCCAAAAGUAAUGGCAGCUAAAUGACCGUGAUAGAUUUGUCAAUUUCUUUUUUCAAAAGGUUGUUUAAACCAAUGGUUAUUGCAGUGUAUUUAGAUAGUAAAUUGUGUUGGUUAGGUGAUGAUCCCCUUUUGAAUUAAUCUGUCCUGCUUCUAUUGCCAGCCAGUUUUAUUGGGCCAAACAAUAGACUAUGACAUGCAGGGGUGAUUGAAAGAGACACAAAUUCUCUCCAGGUUUUGGACCAUAAAUGGAUAAUCUGCACACACAGAAUGCUUAGCACAUUCCCAACAUUUGACCACAGGUGAUGGCUAUGAGGUUCUGGAACCAUAGUCCAAAAAGCCACUUUUUCCAAGGGCAGAGAGGGAUCUCUGAUGUCCAGCCAAUUUCAGGCUGGUAGGUAAUUUCAGUGUGGAUUUGCCUUUGGAUCCAUCACAGCCAAACUAUUGUGCAAGCCAUGGUUUAAGUUUUUCUAGAAAACAAGGUUAACAAUGCAUUGGUUACAGUCAUUUUGGUUUAAUUGUGCGUUCUUGCACUUCAGUAAAUCGUUUACCACCUUCUUUCCCACUUGUAGCCACCACGCGAAGAUCUAUGGCCAUUCCUGUGCCAUAUUGGUGCUUGAGGUUAAAGCUACAAACCACAUGCAGAAAUACACAUAAAGCACCCGUGCCACUUGUGAACAGUGCCCAAAAAGUAGCGUUCGAGAUAGUCCCCUUCUUCCGCCUCAGGGCAGGAUGGCCGUUGCAAACAAACCUUGCUGUUGAUAGUAGCACCAGACCGCAGGAGACUUACUGCUGGGUUGUCAGUAUGUGAAAGUGCUUAUUAACUGAAAUAGGAAAGCAAACCGUUUACUUAUAUGCUGCUACGUUAUACAGAGACAAGUGUACUUGGAUGUAAAUAACUGUUCUGUAUAUGUAUAUAUGAUUAUUAAAGCAAAACGUGUACAAAAAGAGAGAGAGGAUGUAGGAGGACUCUCUUAGCAACUGAGUUUUACAGUAAGAGCAGAUCUUUGCUGUCAAGAACUGUGCUUUGGAGACUGACUUAGGGGUUCGGAAAAGCCCCAUGGAUUUCAUACAGCAUCAAGGUCACAAUACACCUCCCUGAGGUUAUGACAAGGGGGUCUUGUUUUGGUGUCUGUUUCGUUAACCUGUUGACAGUCGUAUGGGGGAACCUCCAGGUUUUUGUUUGUUUUUGACCAUUUUGGUGUAUUUUUUGAUUUGUGGUUGAAACCAAGCUCACUUCAACGGGGCCACAGGGUGCCUUCAUCCUGUUUCCGAGGCCUCUGUGAAGUUCCUGACGAGAGCCAGCCCUUUCCUCCUUGCAAAUGGGCGGUUGACCGAAUAUGGCCAUGAAAUAAAAAGAUGACCCCAGAGGACCUGGAAAUUCCCUCUGUUGAAAUAGCACUUUAUAAUCUUUGCUUCCGCUUCCUGGCCAAUGUGACCAAAGAACUGAUGGGAGGAUGCGGGAUGUGGUAGGAAAACAUUGUCUUUAGCACAGAUCUGAAACAUAAAAUUAUAACACUGUGGCAAAAGGAGCAGAUGCGCACACACUAUUUGGGUGUAUGAUGUGACAAGACUUCUGGGCUGGGUAACCCCUUAUCGAUCAAAAUAACGGGUACUGAAAUGUGCACAUUUAAGAAGUUACUAGGUGAGGAAGAAUGGCUCCCUUUGUUUUCACUCUCUGUUUUGCCAGCUUCCUUCGAUCUGUGAGGUGCAGUCUGUACCUUUUUAGAUGUUUCUCUUAGCGCCCAUGAGGGUUAUAUCCUCAUUCAUUCCUUUUCCAAGCAAAAGCACAGAUUCUCAGGUAGACGGGUGCUGUGUUGAAACUGGUCUCUCUGUUGGGCAUGAGCAGACCAGAAUCUGGAAACACUGAUCAGAAUCUGGGUGAUAUGUGUAAUGCAACAGUUGCAUUCAGUUCAUGGUUGCACAGGCAGAGUUCUGCUAGUGUAACUAUUGCCCAUGCAGUUGUACUAUCACUGAAAGUGAAUAACUGCUGCUAGUGUCUUCCAUGUACUGGGAUUGCUUAUUUCCUCCCUUUCACUAUGGGACAACAAAGGAGGCAUAUUGGGAAAUACCUGGUCAGUUGUACAAUGUUGAUAUUCAGCAAAAGUAUGGAUUAGUCCAAGCAUCACCACUUAGAUGUGUCUCUGUAAUUUUGUGUACAAUGUAGGGCCUGGGUUAGUACAAUUUUAAAUGAAUGCUCCCAGAAUCCUAUGUCCUGUGGACAUGUAAGUUGAGCAGUUCUUCGAGAUGCAGUUCAAAUGAUUUACUUUUCCAGGCUCUGCUGCCUCAAGUGUUUUUGAUGUUUGUGGUGAGUUUCAUGCAUGAAAAAGGCCUCAUUUGGAUGACCCCUUUUGCCUAAACUCUGGGUUAAGAAAAAGCUCAAAAUAGCUAGACCUGAGCGCUCACUCACAAGUUUUACACUGUUAUAAAAUACCAGUUUUUGGGGCAAAUAACCACUGUGAUUUUGGAUAAACAGUAAGCCUUUUAAUAACUCAACCCACAUAAGUUAUGUGGUUGUAGGAGAGUUCUGUGUUGCUCUUGAUCACAGGAUAUAUAAGAGAAAUAUAUUUUAUAUACAUUUCACUUUUUGUCCUUGAGGUGCUGAACAUUGGGAAGAACAUCCUGACUGUAAGGAUAGCUGUUCAGCAGUGGAAUUCUCUGUUUCCUCGUAAUGUAUUGGAGACUGCUACUUUGGAGGCUUUUAAACAGGUUGUAUAGCCAUCUGUUGGGUGUGCUCUGAUUGUGCUUCUCCUGCAUGGCAGGGGGUUGGACAGGAUGGUCCUUUCAAUUGUAUGAAUUUAGGAGAGAAUGAGGACCCCCACCAUCACUCCCUUUUGGGGCAUGUGAAGGGCCAGGGAGACAGUCAUUUUGGUGUUACUUCCUCUGAUGGUGUCACCUAGUGUGAUCCAAACUCAAUGCACAUAUCUAGCAACAUAAUAUAUAUGUUAAGAGAACUCUUGCUCCUAUGGACCUCUUCAGCAGAUCCUUUUGGAAGAGAGGUGAGACCCUAGUUCACUAUCCAAAGCCCUUUUUUCAGAGUGCUGCCCUGGUUAAACUAGUUCCUGGCCAGGCGGAAUUUGCAAAAUCUCUCUCUCAACCCAAGUAAUCUUUUCAAGGACCAGUCUAUGUAGGUGUAGUAAGCAGAUGAGAAAUGUAAUCACAGUUGGUAGAGUGUCACAUGUAGAUAACACCCCCGCAAAAUCUGCAGAGGUGUAUGUCUCUCCUUGUGAGCACCAAGAUGCUUUGCAAAUGCCACACACAGAAAAGACAGAAUAUGUGGAGUAGAAUUUCUGGUGUCUCUACAGGCUGAUUGCUAUGGCUAAAAUGCAUAUGCACACACCAGUGAAUGUGAUCACACAAGUGUGCCAUUGGAAAGGGCACACAAGUGAUGUUAUAAACCAGGGAAAUGGGUAAAUCUCAUCACAUGGUUGUACAUUACAUGUGCCGUUGACUUGCACAUUGGUUCCUGAUGCUUACAGUUAAGAACAAACAAUAAACAGCAAGAUUCCAUUCCAGGGUUCCUCGAAAAUAUACUACUAAAGAGGGAAAGGAGCACAACAAGUCAUGGCUUUAAUUUUGCCAGAUUUACAGUUGCCUGUGAACCUGAAAUACUCUUAAAAUAAAUGGCCAAUGCUUCCAAAGCAAGGAUUUGUAGUAUGCAAAAGAUCAGUCCCUACAACUGAUACUACCUGUCUUUUAAUUGGUAUUAAAUGGGGAUGGACAGAAUAUUCAAAAAUAUGUGGAAAAUGGUCAGAAUAUAUGUUUCUCUGGUGUCAAAAAUAUUAUCAAGAAGAUUCCUGAACUGACAAAAAUUCUGCAAUUCAGGCUAUAUUUUGCACAAAAUUUACACCAUUGCGAGCUUUGUCACAAAACCAAUUUUUUUAAUGCAGAACAACAACAAUACAAAUUCGUUUCUUGUACAGAAAACAAAGUAAGUUCUAAAUGGUUUCUUGCAAUGGGAAGAAAGUAAAAUUACUCAUGGCUUCUUUUGAGAACAUAAUUUGCAGAGGAAUAGUUUUCUAUUGUGGUAUAAAAUCAAUGAAUGGUUGCACUGUGAAUAGGACUGGAACAUCAUCAAAUGGUACGGAGUUUGAACCCAGAGGCUUACAAGAACCCUUUGCUUUCUAUAAGCUGAGCACGAGCAAAACAUCUUGAAAUCUGAGGCAGAAAAUUCAAUUGGAAUCUCCCCCAUCCACAGAAGGAAAAAAACAAAGUACAAACUGUAGAAACAAUAAAUAAAACCCACUCAUACAAUAUACAUACACUAAAACAAGACUAAUAAACUAAAAGACUAGUGUACAGACUUCUCACUCUCUAUCCUUUGGUUUUCUAAUACUAACAAGUCCAUUCUCUUAAGAAAUGUUACUUCACACUUCUACAUUUAAUAAUAUAAUACAAACUCAUAAAUCCUACAAUAAUGGGAGUUGUCAUUCAAUAACACCUGGGGACCCAAAUGGGAAAAACUAAAAAGCACCAAGCACUAUGUAAAAAUUUUUAGUUGGCUUUCUGAAUCCACAGAUUCUCCAUCCAUGGAUUCAAUGGCCGUUUGAAGGCAACCACAAUAAGGCUGAUGUGGCCCUUGGUGAUGAAAAUGAGUUUGACAGCCCUGUAGUAAGGGCAUCGGAGCCUGGAACAGUAAUUUUUCAUUUUGGAGGGAUUUGGUGAUUGAGAGAGCUGUAGUUCAUCCCAUCCAAAAACCUUCCAACUUUUUCAAGCUCUGGAAAGAAUGCACAAAAUGUUCAGUUCGUUGUUGAGAUAUUCCAGCACAGUAUUUGAUUUCACCAGCAAUAAUAAUAACUGCCAGUCUAUACACAUUUCGGAUUUUAUACGGGAUGCACCAUCUUUCCAGCAAUCGGGGGGGGAGGGGAAUCUAGACUGGCCCUGCGUUAGCAGUUUGGAAGUGAAACUGCCUUCUUCAAAUCCUUAAUUUAUAAAACAAAGCCUCAAUUUCUUUGUUUAUCUGCUCUUACUGUGAAUUUAAAGCCGGAAGUGUACUGAUCAAAACUGUUAAUCUUUUGUCAAAAACACUGACUGUUGAUGGUUCUUUGAACUACCGUAUGUCUGAAAUUUGCAAAAAAUAAAAUUAAAAGGGGGAAAUCUAUAUACAUAUGUACACACACACACAUUUAUAAAAUGACAAAAAUAAUAAGAUUUCAGAACAGUAUAAUUUUGGGUUAGCCUCUCUGCUUCUUGCAUUGCAACAUUGUUCUAUCAACUUUGUUUUUACUGGUUAUUGUAUUUAAUAGAAUGAAAUAAAGUCAUUACCUUUUGUUUGUUUAGCAGAGGUAUCAUUCUAGAAUGGUUGCUUAUUGCACAUUUCAGUCUCCUAUUCUAUUGUACAUCUUCAUUGGGAACAGUUAUUGCCUUUGGAGUUUUUUUCCUUAAUAGUGUAAAUAGAUAUAUCUAUAUAGAGGUAUGUGUACAUAUGUGUGUGUACAUAUAUAAAUAUAUAUAAAUACAUUAUACAUGUAUCUGUCUAUAUCUC
Molecule: messenger RNA, 12129 nt
Organism: Anolis carolinensis (green anole)
Lineage: Eukaryota; Metazoa; Chordata; Lepidosauria; Squamata; Anolidae
Gene: lzts3
Product: leucine zipper tumor suppressor family member 3
Exons: 3
Coding region: 1-1992 (663 amino acids)
Biological process (GO): regulation of dendritic spine morphogenesis
Cellular component (GO): dendritic spine
Source: RefSeq, a predicted model, not a curated record